AUGUCCUGGUCACACUGCGGUGGGGUUUCUCACUGUCGAUAUCAUCUAAAUAAAGCAAUGAUCGUCAUUAAUAGGCACCUGGAACCCAAGGCUAUCCUUUCCGGGGACCCUCGAAACCUCGCCCUCUACUUUAACCCUUCAUUUCUAAUUUUUCCAGUCCCUCGAAACUUCAAAUUUCUUUAUCGUAAAAUGUGCAAUCACAGCAGCGGGGCGACGGAACUUGAAAAAAAUAUAAGAGCAGGGAGGGAGAGUGAUAACGGCGACCCCAACUCGGGCACAGAAGUCUUACUGGCCCUACAUCUGCUACUAAAUGACUCGGAAUAA
Morchella importuna is the source of this 324-nucleotide messenger RNA. RefSeq lists its product as uncharacterized. Bases 1 to 324 code for a protein of 107 amino acids. The transcript has 4 exons. Lineage: Eukaryota; Fungi; Ascomycota; Pezizomycetes; Pezizales; Morchellaceae. The record is from RefSeq and is a predicted model, not a curated record.